AUGGACAAGGCUGAAGCCAGCGUAUCUCACAAUGAGGGUAACAGCAGCCCUACGCCGGUACCGUAUUUGCUCAAGACGAACAAGAAGGGAUGGGUACUGGUGCCGCAGCCCACCGACGAUCCACACGAUCCCUUGAACUGGUCAGCAUCCAAAAAAGGGGUGACCCUGAUGCUGGUCUCAUUGGUAUCUUUCUCAACGUCUCUCCAAGCUGUGGCCAACAAUUCUGGCUUCUUCGUGCAAGCGGAGGUCUACCACAAGACCGCAAUCCAGCUCUCAUACAGCGCAUCUUCCGCUAUCGCCGGACUGGCCGUUGGACCAUUCGUCUGGAAUCCGCCGGCAAAGCGUUUUGGGACCAGUCGAUGCAUCGCGAUCAGUCUGUGUCUGACGAUUUGCAUGAACAUCUGGUCCGCAUUGGGAUCAAACAUCAUCCUAGAAACAUUUUUCCUCCACGAUAGGGGGAAAUGCUUCUCCGUCUACACAUCGAUGAACCUUCCCGGCAUCAUUGCCGCGAGCACCUUGUGCGGAUUCAUUGUCCAGAACGCCAGCUGGACCGUUCAAUAUUGGUACAACGUCGGAUUUGAAGUGUUUCUUGCCAUCUGUUGCAUCCUGCUGCUGGACGAAACAGCAUACCCCAGAGGUAACAACCCUGAGCAGCCGAUCCUUCCGAGGAACUACGUCCAGCGCAAGAUCGCAAUCUACGGGUGCACGCAGAGAAUCACUCCUCCACAAACCGGUCGAGAGCUGGCAUUCACCAGUGUAUUACCAGUCCUCAUUGGCAUCUCACCCGUAGGUGUGUUGAUCGGGCUCUUUCUCAUUGCCAUGUUCAGCUGGGCCAUGGUCACCGCCACCGACACAUCCGUCUACUUGCAAACACCGAUCGGGGAAGGGGCUACGGAGUUACCCCGUACCAAAAUGCUUACUAAACUCUUCUGCAGUUUCAUUCACAUCAUGGAUUGGGUCUUUGCCUCCCAAAUCUAUUGCCACUUCGUCAAUGACCAGCUGGCUCUGAGGAUGUGUGCCCAUCACGGUGGCACUUGGAAGCCCGGAUACCGACUUCACGCCCUGUGGUUCCCGAGCCUCUUCCUCUACCCGGUAUCGUUGGGCCUCGUCGGUGCGACGCUCUUCUACCAUCUGCACUUCAUUGUCCUGGCGUUUGCGGUGUUUUUGACAACCAUUGCCUCCAUAUCGGGCGUUUCGGUAGUUCUCUCUUACCUCGUCGAAUGUUUCACGGACCACCCCAACGAAGUCGCCGUGGUGGUCAAUUUUUAUCGCUUCGUGUUCGGCAUUGCUGUGACGUUCUUCAUUCUCCCAUGGUCUGGCGCGUUGGGGAUCAAUUGGGCAUACGGCAUGAUGGCCUUCUUCACAGCCGGAUCGUUCAUCCCGAUCACUAUCCUCAUGCUAUGGGGUCCCAAUAUCCGUGCCAGAAGCCUCACUGCAGGGAAAAGCGACGAUGGCGUGAAAGUGUCUAUCGAGGGCCACUCCGGUGUCAUCAAGGCGUGGCGGUGA
Messenger RNA from Cladophialophora psammophila CBS 110553, 1506 nucleotides. RefSeq lists its product as uncharacterized. The record is from RefSeq and is a predicted model, not a curated record. The transcript has 5 exons. Lineage: Eukaryota; Fungi; Ascomycota; Eurotiomycetes; Chaetothyriales; Herpotrichiellaceae. Gene Ontology annotation, molecular function: transmembrane transporter activity. Bases 1 to 1506 code for a protein of 501 amino acids. Gene Ontology annotation, biological process: transmembrane transport.